CCUACACAAAACACAUGAAAACGCAUCAAAAUAACAACAACCCUUUGAGUUAUCAAGCAGAUAAAUAAGCUAAAGAGGGUUAAAUCUCAAAUAGAUUAUGAAUUGUUCAAGCCUAUUUAGAGCUCGAUUAUGGAAGAUUGAUUGUAUAUCAUUUUAUGACUAUUAAUUUCAAUAAAUCACAUCUUUGGUGUGUAUCUAAUUGGUGAUGCUUAGAUCAAACUGGAUUGACUAUUACGUAAUUAAGUGAUUAGAUUCAAGUUUCUUUGGAUUUUUAUUGGUAACAGCAGAUAUUUUAUAUAUAUCUUCACAUAAUAUAAUCUUGCCCAAGAAUAUGUUAUGCCUGAGACAUGAAAUGAAAGACAACAAGUCCAAGGAAGCUAAGAAUAAGGCGCAAAAGAAAGACCAACAAGCGUCAAUAAGAAACGGCUUAAGAGCAGGAACUUUGGUUUCGUGGCCUUUUUAAAGUUUGUAGCUUGGAGUCGGAGGGAAAUUAAUCAGUUUGUUUUUUGGGUAACAGCAAAUUAAUCAGUUUUUAUCAGAUCGGGAUCGGGCACCUGGGCUGGGCUUUUGUCGAUCCUGACGUGGCAAUAUCACUGGCACCGACAAAAGCAUAAUAAUAUUUUAAUGAUAACUAUAAACUUCCUCUCUCUCUUUCCUCCGCCUGAUGAGUACUCGUUUUGGUGAGAAAUGAAAUGAUCGAAGGAUUUAAAUUUCAUCGAUUGCUAUUGGUAUGCGGGGUGCUACUAGCCGUUACGACGCGGUCUCACGGAGAAGAAUCGUCGACAUGCUUGACGCUGUACAAAGAAGGAGGUGCUCCGGCGGUGUUUCAAUCCCCAAAAUGUCCUCGCUGGAAGCUUUCCAGUUACGCUUCCCGUUCUCCAAGCACCGCGCGUUGUCAAUCCGCCAUGCUUCAAGGACGAAGAAAAUCCCAGGAGGAUCGCACUCUCUGUGUUCUCGACCUCACCGUUCCUUUCCCUGGUAAAGUGGGGAUUAAGGAGGUUACGGUUGGAGUUGUGGCUGUUUUUGAUGGUCAUGGUGGUGCAGAAGCUAGUGAGAUGGCAUCGAAGCUCUUGUUGGAGUAUUUGAUUUUACACACUUAUUUCCUUCUGGAUGCAACAUAUUCUUCUGUAUUGAAGAAAUCCACAGGAAGACUGCAUAAUAGUAGAGAACAUCAUUCUUUGUUUCAAGUUAUUAAUUGGGAUGAAGUACUAGGUCGUUAUGAGUUGGACAGUGGAAGGUUUAAGCAUUCACUGCCAGCCAAUUUUGAUGAUUCUUUUUACUUGGAAAUUUUAAAGGAAGCUUUGUUGAGGGCAUUGCAUGACAUUGAUGCGACAUUUUCAAAGGAAGCAUAUAGAAAAAAUAUAGAGUCGGGUUCUACUGCCACAGUUAUAUUACUAGCAGAUGGGCAAAUUUUAGUCGCGAAUAUCGGAGAUUCAAAGGCAUUUUUGUGUUCUGAAAAAUUCCACUCUCCUGCAGAGGCUAAAGCCACCUAUUUGAGGUUAUAUAAACGGGAAAGACGUAAUGGUGCUAUUUCACGUGUAAGAAAUGAUGAUAACUUUAAAUUGGCUUCCACCACUGGACUGGUGCAUCUUUCUGUGAAGGAAUUAACAAGCGAUCAUCAUCCCAAUAGAGAUGAUGAAAGACUUAGGGUAGAAAAUGCUGGUGGUUAUGUUCUUGAAUGGGGUGGUGUGCCUCGAGUAAAUGGUCGGCUGGCUAUUUCUCGGGCUAUUGGUGAUGUAUCCUUUAAAAGGUAUGGUGUUAUAUCUGCUCCAGAAUUGACAGAUUGGCAACCACUGACUGCCAAUGAUAGCUAUCUGGUGGCUGCAUCCGAUGGAGUUUUUGAGAAGUUGAGCUUGCAAGAUGUUUGUGAUUUAUUGUGGGAAGUUCAUGAACAUAGUCCCCAAAGAUUGCGUCUCUCUUCUUCAUGUUCAUAUUCAUUAGCUAAUUGCAUUGUAAAUGCUGCUUUUGAAGAGGGCAGUAUGGAUAACAUGGCAGCUGUUGUGGUUCCAUUCGUUCCUUCUGGUUUCUCUGAGAACUUGUGGAAGGAUAGAUUAAUUCAAGAAGGAGACCUAAGUUGUCCUGUAAUAGGGUUACAGAAGUCAACCUAUGAAUUUUCAGCUAAUGAUGUCAUGUCUGAUAUUGUUCAAGCGGAGCAUGCUCAUCCAGUUAUGACCAAGUUUGACAGGUUAUUGGUGGAAGGGAAACAUGGCUAUAUUGGAUGUUUUUAUUUAUCUGAGAACCUUAGUGAACAUACAGAUUACAUAUUUCAAGCUCAAAUGGUUGAACAUGGCCUACCUAAGGCUCUUCCUGUGGCCCUUGACCAACAUUUUGGUGGACCUUUAAACUUGUACCAUGACCACAGUUUGUGCAUGGACCUUGGAAUGACUGUAGAUGGUGAUAAAAAUCAGUGCAUAAGUGCUGAAGGGUUUGCUAGUUUCCUUGGUAUGCUUCAAUCAAUUCCUUUCCAUGGUGCUGGUUCUGAUAAUGGUUCAUUUGAGUAUGCAAUGCCGGACCUAAGGUAUGUUCUAAAGAAGAAAUUUGGUCGUGGAUCAUAUGGUGAGGUUUGGCUAGCUUUUCAUUGGAACUGUUUUCAAGGCAGCAACUCUUCAGAUUGGAGUGGGAAAAACAAGAAUAUCUCAUUUAAUUCUAUUCAUUUUGACACAAACAUGUGGAAUAAUAGCUCCUUUACUCAAAAUUAUCACGAUGAUCCUCUUAGUGACAACUUGUUCAUUUUGAAACGCAUAAUGGUGGAGAGAGGAGCUGCUGUUUAUUUGAGCGGUCUACGUGAAAAGUAUUUUGGAGAAGUUUUUCUUAAUGCUUCUAAGUGUCUUGGUGGUUUUCUAUCAGCCGAAACAUCAACCUCCGUCCUGAAAAAAUCACAUUUAGGCUUCAAGCACCUGUUAGAUUCGAAUGAUAGAACGGUCCAUGAAACAGAAGACAGUUGGAGUUCUCCAAAUAAAACCCCAAACGAAUUUAAACCACAGAAUGCUUUCUCUGAAGAAGGUCUGAAUCAUAUAGCUAGAUAUGUGGAGUCUUUUGAAUCCAGAUCUAAUGAAAUAUGGCUUGUAUUUCAUUAUGAGGGUGUGUCCUUGUCAAAGAUUAUGUAUACUGUGGAAGAAGUUGAUACUAACGCUGAUGAAGAAAGGGCUGAGAAAGUGAAGCAUGUCCACAUGUUGCAUCCAUCAAAUUGGUGGCAUUGGUUGAAGACGACAGAGGCAGGAAAGGAGGAAAUGCGAAGUCUUAUAUGGCAGUUGUUGAUAGCCUUAAAGUCCUGUCAUGAUCGCAAUAUCACCCACAGAGAUAUAAAACCUGAGAACAUGGUGAUAUGCUUUGAAGAUCACGAAACAGGGAGAUGCUUAAAAGGAAUUCCGAAUGGAGACAAGAACUUCACCACAAAAAUGCGCAUUAUUGACUUCGGAAGCGCAAUAGAUGAGUUCACAAUGAAGCAUUUGUAUGGUUCAACUGGACCUUCUAGAGCUGAACAAACUAAUGAGUAUACUCCUCCUGAAGCUUUACUUCAUGCUAGUUGGUAUCAGGGGCCAAUAAGCAGAACUUUAAAGUAUGAUAUGUGGAGUGUUGGUGUUGUGAUCUUAGAGUUGAUUUUAGGAUCACCAAAUGCUUUUCAGAUUAGUGCUUACACUCGUGCUCUUUUAGACCAGCAGCUAGACGGUUGGAGUGAAGGCUUGAAGGAGCUUGCGCAUAAACUUAGGUCAUUUAUGGAGUUGUGUAUCUUAGUCCCUGGGGUUUACUCAAGACAUCACCGCACCAUGGGCCAAGUUGGAGUAUCACCUGCUUCCUGGAAAUGCUCAGAAGAGUUCUUUUCCAUCCAAAUUAAGAGCAGAGAUCCCCUUAAACUUGGGUUUCCAAAUGUUUGGCUUUUGCGGUUGGUGCGCCAUCUUUUACAUUGGGACCCUGAGGAGAGAUUGAGUGUGGAUGAAGCUUUGCAGCAUCCUUAUUUCCAGCCUUCUCCAAAAGGAUGAAUUGUUCAGCCAGUUCCUUUGUCUAUAGUUCCAUGUCAAUUUAGCACUAACAGAAGGAAUUCAAAUAGUUUAGAAUUGAGAAGUUUUUCUGACACAAAUUUUAAGAACCAAAAUACUAAUUACAGGUAAGACUGUAGGGGAUGUGGUAUUUUACAUGUUCCUGGUGUAUCUUGCGGCAGAAAUUGUCUGAAGCCAGUCUGCAUGGAAGUGGUUUUGAUAGAAGAUCAACAUUAUUUGAAAUUGUAACAUUGCUUUUUUGUUUUGAAGAACUAAAUUGUAACAUUACUUGUGGGCGGAUGAGUAGUUGGUGUAUAAAAUAGUUCGGCAAUUGUAGUUUGUAUAUUAAUUUGUGAAAUUUUUGUCA
Ziziphus jujuba (common jujube) is the source of this 4344-nucleotide messenger RNA. RefSeq names its product probable protein phosphatase 2C 51. Gene Ontology annotation, biological process: protein phosphorylation; protein dephosphorylation. Lineage: Eukaryota; Viridiplantae; Streptophyta; Magnoliopsida; Rosales; Rhamnaceae. Gene Ontology annotation, molecular function: protein serine/threonine phosphatase activity; cation binding; protein kinase activity. The record is from RefSeq and is a predicted model, not a curated record. Gene Ontology annotation, cellular component: nucleus; cytosol. Bases 693 to 3980 code for a protein of 1095 amino acids. The transcript is spliced from 21 exons.